Molecule: messenger RNA, 1110 nt
Organism: Fusarium sp. VM40
Lineage: Eukaryota; Fungi; Ascomycota; Sordariomycetes; Hypocreales; Nectriaceae
Source: the annotation of a GenBank genome assembly
AUGACCCGUCGCAUCACCCGCGCGACGGCCGAGUCCGACGCGACCGUACUACGAAGCCGACGAGUCUCCAGAACGGCAACACCUCGCCCUCGUGCAUCUCGCCAGCCUUCGAUUCGCCGACGCACAAGUGUGAACCCAGAUGAGCCAGCUCCAGCUCCAGCAACUUCUUCACCCUCUGUUCAUUCUUCACCCGUCUCUCAAACUCAACAGUCGUCGCGCACAAGUGUCCAGCCUGCACCCGACUCCCCUCAACCCCCACCUGCCUCUGGCCAAGCCCUCCCGCCUCAGCUUGCCUACCAUACUGAAAGGUUUCGGCAGCUUGACAACGAGGACCGCAGGCAUGACGUGAUGCGACGCAUUAUGGAGAUGAUGUUCAUGCUUAAAGAGACCACUACAUUCGACAAUGCAGAGAGGGACCCUGUUUCAGAAACCUACACUAUCUUACGUGGUCUUGUCGAUGAACUGGAGACUUUGGACAACAAUGCCGUGGUUCAUCGAAGGCGUGUUGCUGAAGCCAAGGCACUCGCUGAGAGGGAGGGGUACCUAUCCGCAUUGGCCCUGAACGUGUGCGAUAGGCAGUCUGCUCAUACCUUUUUCCCUGGCUGCAAGACGAGUCUGUCGGAUUUUGGUGCGUGUGAGCCAACUACCAGGGCAGAGACAAAUACCCCUACUACCCCGAAGCUCUGGCACCGUUCACACGAUUCCACUACUUCUCAUACCCUACCCUUGGACAAGCACGAGUGCCCCUGGAUGGCCAAUGGCAGCACCAAGAAUAGACAGCGGCUCGAUCGUCCUGAACUCUGGGGUCAGCUGCAACAGAUUGCAGCACUCUAUCAAGGGGUCUUUCGACUCCGCCAUAGCCUCGGCAAGGAGUGUCUUCUCAUCACUUCUAUGUCAGUCCGCCAACAAUUUAGCUGCGUCCACGACAUUGCAUGCAUUGCCAGCCAGUAUCCACGACCCCCUUUCCUUGUGCCGCCCACGCUGCUGGAACCGAUGACCAGCAUUUCGCCAACCCAAUAUCCUAUUGCUUUGAGAAACCGUCGGCAGAAGAAGCUGCUGUUGGCUGACCACUUGGCGCACGGACAUUCUCUGGAGCGUUGCGCACCUUAA